UUUGCGAUUGUACGUAUUUAAUCUGCGACCAGCGGUACAUCUGCGCCGCACAACCGGAUUGCAAACAGUCAAGAAAACAGAGGGACAAAUCAUUUUGUAUUUCUAUUCAAAGCGACUGAAACCUGCAUUGGACGUCUUAAUUUUUUUCUUAAACCAGUAGGACUGAAACUCUGAGAUGUCUCUGGCAGAUGAGCUCCUGGCUGAUCUGGAGGAGGCCGGAGAUGAGGGAGAGGAUGGGCUGUACCCAGAAGAAGAGAGGGACAGUGAUGGAGAGCCGAACCAGGGAAGUGCAGACGGAGGGCUGGAAGACAUCCCAGAGGAGAUGGAGGUGGACUACAGUAAAGCUGAGAGCGUUGCGUCUAUUGCAAAGCUUCGCAAUAGCAAACAGUUUUCAGAGAUAAUGGACAAAAUUUCUGAAUAUAUUGGGAAGCAGCGUAAGAACUCAGAGGUCUCAGGCCCAGUCGAGGCCGACCCAGAAUACAGACUGAUAGUCGCAGCUAAUAACCUCACAGUGGAGAUCGACAACGAGCUCAAUAUCAUCCACAAGUUUACCAGGGACAAAUACUCCAAGAGGUUUCCAGAGCUGGAGUCUCUGGUGCCGGAUUCUUUGGAUUACAUCCGUACUGUCAAGGAGCUGGGAAACAAUCUGGAGAAAUGCAAAAACAAUGAGACGCUGCAGCAAAUCCUUACCAACGCCACCAUUAUGGUUGUCAGUGUCACAGCCUCAACCACACAGGGGUCGUUGCUGAGUGAGGAUGAACUGAAGCAGCUGGAGGAGGCGUGCGACAUGGCCCUGGAGCUGAACCAGUCUAAACACAGGAUUUAUGAAUAUGUAGAAUCCAGAAUGUCAUUCAUUGCACCAAACCUGUCCAUCAUUGUUGGAGCAUCAACAGCUGCAAAGAUCAUGGGUAUCGCCGGAGGCCUCACUAACCUGUCAAAGAUGCCAGCCUGUAACUUGAUGCUGCUGGGAGCGCAGAGGAGAACCCUCUCUGGCUUCAGCAGCACCUCUCUGCUCCCUCACACCGGCUUCAUCUAUCACUGCGAUGUUGUGCAGUCAUUGCCACCUGAUCUCAGGAGGAAGGCAGCUCGUCUGGUGGCUUCAAAAUGCACUCUGGCCGCAAGAGUGGACAGUUUCCACGAGAGUUCAGAUGGCAAGGUUGGCUAUGAUCUAAAAGAAGAAAUAGAAAGGAAGUUUGAUAAAUGGCAGGAGCCUCCACCCGUGAAGCAAGUCAAACCACUGCCAGCCCCGCUGGAUGGACAGAGGAAGAAGAGAGGAGGAAGGAGGUACCGAAAGAUGAAAGAGCGUCUCGGGCUGACUGAGAUCAGAAAACAUGCCAACAGGAUGACCUUUGCAGAGAUUGAAGAUGAUGCGUAUCAGGAGGAUCUGGGCUUCAGUCUGGGUCAGCUGGGGAAGAGCGGCAGUGGCAGAGUCAGGCAGGCUCAGGUCAACGAGGCCACCAAAGCCAGGAUCUCCAAAUCCCUCCAGAGGACGUUGCAGAGGCAGAGCAUGACAUAUGGAGGAAAGUCCACAGUCAGAGAUCGUUCUUCAGGAACCAGCUCCAGCGUAGCAUUCACACCUCUCCAGGGGCUGGAGAUUGUGAACCCGCAGGCUGCAGAGAAGAAGGUGGCUGAAGCUAACCAGAAAUAUUUCUCUAACAUGGCAGAGUUCCUCAAAGUCAAGAAGGAAGCUAAGAUGUGAAGACAUACGGACGCCCUGCACAUGGACAGUUGCACAGUUGUGAAAGUAUAUUUUAAAAUUUGGCUCACCUCGUGUUAUUUUUUUAUUUUUUGAAACUUGUUUCGACUUGAGGUUUUUUUCCCCAUCUAAAUAAAAUAUAGAGUUCACUUUGUAGGUAUGUGUUUUUUCUAAAAACAAAAAACAGGAGCCUCCUCUGUGACAUUUGAAUUUAUACCUGUUUGUUUUGAUCUUCUAUUUCGAGUGAAACUGAACUAAUUAUGUUGAAUUUUGAGUUAAUACAGAGUUUAUUUUUACUGAAAGUAAAACUGCUACGAAUAAGAUAAAAUCCCCACGGUCACUUUAUUAGGAACUUGCUAGUACUGGGUUGGACUCUUUGUCAUCAGAACUAGUUUACAUUUUUAUGGAUCUGAUUCAACAAGGUGAUGGAAACGAUCACACAGGUGCUGUAGUUAUCAGCUAAUGAUCUAAAUCUCAUGUUUCACCACAUUUCAAAGGCAACUGUGAAGAUCAUUUGAGCUUUGUCAAAUGUCAUCGUAACCUACUGGAAGCAGGUUAAGUUGCUAUGACCACAGUGUACCCAUCGCUGUGUCAUAAAGGGACACGGUCAGCAACAGAACAGGCUUUGCUUUGUGAGGAAAGCAGAUGCAACAAGGUUGCAUCAUUUUACAGGUAAUUUAGGUUUUUGCUUUGUGUAGCUACCAAACAGCACUAUGACAGUUAUUUAAAUCUGCAAGUAAUGUGUAGUUACUUUGAUGGGCAAGUGCAUGUCAGGUGUGCUUACUGUAACUGAAGCUAAACGCAGCAGAUCUUAAUAUUAUUUUUCUUAUGUCAUCUGGUAUUUCUGGGGACACCAAAAAACAAAACAAAUUAAAGGUGAUGGAAAAUAUGUGGAUCCAUAUUCCAUGUAGGAAUGACAGGACUUUACGCCACACACUGAUGGAUAAUUUCUUAAAAGUAUUUAUUGAAAUUUUACAAUCCUGUUAUAACCCCAUUUAUGACAUCUCCCAUGCAGAACUGUGAUGAGAAAAAUUGUAAAUAUGUGUUGAAAUUCACAUUUUAGCAGUUUCACUGACCUUUCUGUAAACCUUAAAAGCCCAAAAAAUAGAAUCUAUAAAAGGCAAAUCUCUCAGAA
Molecule: messenger RNA, 2831 nt
Organism: Neolamprologus brichardi
Lineage: Eukaryota; Metazoa; Chordata; Actinopteri; Cichliformes; Cichlidae
Gene: prpf31
Product: PRP31 pre-mRNA processing factor 31 homolog (yeast)
Biological process (GO): spliceosomal tri-snRNP complex assembly; mRNA splicing, via spliceosome
Cellular component (GO): U4/U6 x U5 tri-snRNP complex; U4 snRNP; precatalytic spliceosome
Source: RefSeq, a predicted model, not a curated record